UAGGCACCAAAGAUAAUCCUAUUUAUGAAGCAGAAUUCGGGUCUUCCUCAAAAGGAGGCGGAGAAGCGAUUGUAAAGAAGGAUGAGCAUCGUCACUUGAAUCAAUUUAUUGUUCAUUCUGCAUUAGAUGUUGUUGAAGAGAUGCAAUGGAAUACGAAUACAAUGUAUCUCAAGUCCGUAGAUAAAUUCAAUGAAUGGCAUGUUUCAGCGCAUGUAACUGCUGGAAAUAUUAAAUUUAUGUUAUUACAUGAAACAAAGAGUGAAGAUGUUAUACGGAAUUUUUUUAGCGAGUGCUAUGAACUGUACAUUAAGGUCUUGUUGAAUCCAUUCUAUGAACUCAAUUUACCGAUAACUUCCCCUGCUUUCGAUAAUCGUGUUCGAGUUAUUGCAAAAAAGUAUUUAGGAAAGGAAUAA
Messenger RNA from Ambispora gerdemannii, 413 nucleotides. The record is from the annotation of a GenBank genome assembly. Lineage: Eukaryota; Fungi; Glomeromycota; Glomeromycetes; Archaeosporales; Ambisporaceae.